Molecule: messenger RNA, 2720 nt
Organism: Chelmon rostratus (copperband butterflyfish)
Lineage: Eukaryota; Metazoa; Chordata; Actinopteri; Chaetodontiformes; Chaetodontidae
Product: Na(+)/H(+) exchange regulatory cofactor NHE-RF1-like
Exons: 6
Coding region: 359-1570 (403 amino acids)
Biological process (GO): protein localization to plasma membrane
Cellular component (GO): apical plasma membrane
Molecular function (GO): protein-membrane adaptor activity; signaling receptor binding
Source: RefSeq, a predicted model, not a curated record
GCGACGUGACUCGAGUGAACCCGAGUCUCAGUCCCCGGGUCAGGACACUCACUCAGGACCGCCUGGACGCAGAAGCCACGGUGGGGAUUUACAGCAGGUGUGAAGACCACAUCAGACCCCGACUCGUCUGGGAAAGUGGACCAGAGAGUGGGACAAACACCAGCACCGCUUCCCACGGACUAAUCUCCCCGAGAGGGCGGGGGUUGGGUGUUUUUUCUGAGAGGGUACCACUCACUCACACACUCACACACCCCUCCUCGGCAGCAUCCUGAGCAGGUCUUCCAGUCGUUUCCACUUAAAAGCAGCAACAGGUUGAGCCGCAGCAGCAGCAGCAGUGUGAGGCGGACUGAAGCCUACCAUGCCGAGCAAAAGCCAGUAUCUGCGCCCCCGGCUGUGCACGCUGGAGAAGGGGGACAACGGCUACGGCUUCCACCUCCACGGGGAGAAAGGUAAGACGGGGCAGUUCAUCCGCCUGGUGGAGCCCGACAGCCCGGCUGAAACCUCGGGGCUCCGCGCCGGAGACCGGCUGGUGUUUGUGAACGGCGAGGACGUGGAGAACGAGAGCCACCAGCAGGUCGUGUCCCGGAUACGAGCCACCACGGGCCGGCUGGAGCUGGUGGUGGUGGACCCGGACACGGAACAGCUGCUGAAGAAACACAACAUGAAGUGUCUGCAGGAGUAUGUCACCGACGGGGUCCCGUUACCCUUCGACGACGACGAGGAGGAGGAGGUGGUGGUGGAGGAGGAUGUGGAGGUAGACGGGAAGGAAAACGGGGAUGAGCGGCACGCUAAGAGGGACGAGGAGGUGGAGGAGGAGGAGGUGGAGGAGGAGAAGGAGGAGGAGAAGCAGACGGGGACACCCAGGGAGUCCACGCCGGUGCCGGAGAGAAACGGAGAAAUCCACGGACACGUCGAGAAAAAGCUGAGCAUCAACUCUGAGAAGGAGGCGUGCACUGAACUGCGGCCACGUCUCUGCGUGAUCCAGCGAGGGUCCAACGGAUAUGGCUUCAACCUGCACAGCGAGCGGGCGCGGCCGGGUCAGUUCAUCAGGGCUGUGGAUGAGGACUCUCCAGCAGAGAGGGCAGGCCUGCAGCCCAAGGACAGGAUAGUCCAGGUUAACGGCGUCUCUGUGGAAGGGAAGACACAUUCAGAGGUAGUGGCUGCCAUCAAAGUGGGCGGGAGCGUGACCCGUCUGCUGGUGGUGGACCCCGACACAGACACCUUCUUCAAGAGGUGCCGAGUGGUGCCCACCUCGGACCACCUGACCGGUCCGCUGCCCGAGCCUGCCAUUAACGGAGGGAUGGAGGAGAAGGUGAACAGUAGAGGAGCCAAAGAGGCAGAGAGGGACUCAAAGCUGUCAGUCAGUCCUUCUCCAUCCAACGCCUCAUCCAAUGCCUCGCUCACAACCCCGCCCACAAACACCCCACCUGAGGGUUUGAUCACAGACACCAUCCCAGCACUCAGCCUGUCCCUGCAACAGGUCAAAGAGCUCGCCCACCAGAAACGCUCCAACAAGAGAGCCCCGCCCAUGGACUGGACCAAGAAAAACGAACUCUUCAGCAACCUAUAGGGCACCUCAGCUCACCUCAUAACACACACACACACACCUUCUCUCACGCAGAUAUUACAAUGAUUUUUGCAAGGAGACAUCAGAAAGACUUUUUUUUAUUGCCAUGACACUAAAAGAGCUUUUUGUUUAACUAUUGGCCGCAGACAAAUUCAAGCCAUUCUGCAAAAUAUAGUAUUCUCCUUUUUAUUAUUUCUCUUCAUGUUAUUGUAAUCCAGAUGUUAUACUGUAUAUGUAUAAUGUGCUACUAACAAGACAGAUGCAUAUGUCAAUGAAGGAGAACUGGACCAUGUUGAAAAUGUGAGCGUGUAUGUGUGCGUGCGUGUGUGUUUGUAUGUGUGUGUGUGUGUGUGUGGACCCUGACAGUCCCUGCUGGCCAGAGUCUGGUGCCUGUGGAAAUGACUUUAACAACCCGCUCCCCCCUCUGCUCAUCUGUCUUUUAAAGGUUUAUACUAACAUUUGAAAGGUUAAAGUGUCUUCUGUUAGAAAGACAACGGGACCAGCGACGUUAAACCGGCCUGACAAUCAGUUCAUCAUUUAUCUCUCGUUUAUCCACUUUCUCUUCCUUUAAUUGAAUGAGUGUUUUUGUUUGUGUGGAUUACAGAUUACAUGUCAGAGCCCCUUUUUGUUAUAUUUCAAAAAAAGUAUAUGAUCCCAAAAUAAGGCAUUGAUUUCCUCCACCUUGAAACUUGUUUUAAGAAUCUUUUUUUUUUUUUGGGAAUACUUUACUUUUUGGCUUUAAACUGGAAAGAACUGGUUUAAUAGUGGGUUCUCUUAUAAUGUAUGUAUAUAUAUCAUAUGUCAUGUAUAUUUUUACAUUUUUGACUUAAUUCCACUCUUUAAAUGAAAGUGAGUUCAUCUUAAUCGUGUGUAUCCAUUCUUUGUCUGAGUACAUGAUAUCAUCUUUUAUCAAAUGUGAACUACAGUUUAUUAUGAGUAAUUUAUACCGUCCUUACUUUGCCAUCACGUCCACUGUAAAAGGCUCCUCAGUUCACAUUCUGAGCAUAAGGGAUGUUUUUAGUGCUCCUGGAGAAAUGCUCUGUGACAUUUUUACACAAUCAAUGUCUAAAAUCAAUAAUUAUGUAACUUUUAGAUUAUGUAUUUCUAAAAAAAAAAAAAAACAUGUCUGCGCUUCACUAGAUUUUAUGCAUUU